AGGCAUACAGCAGAGGCCCAUGUUCUUAUGUGACGGGGUCCUGUUGGGCAAAUGGUAAACGGGCAGUUGGUUGACUUUCAACACAUGACGGGGAACUGAUCUGCAACGCUACGCACUUUAAUGGAUUGAUAGACACGUUACAUCUUAUUUUAAAGAGCAUGAAUUUCGUCAGAUCUCGGAUUUCCAUUGGCAAUUUAAUAGGUCAGAGGUGCAGACAUGUCACUGAAACAUGGAACCAUAGAGGGAUGUGCAAUAAACCACAGGAGACCAAAGCAGAGGCUCCUGCAGCUCCAGCACACGCACCUCGUGCCGCAUUCAGACUCCCAGGCUACAGACCCUCAAAUAUGGACAAGAAGAUGCUGGUCUGGUCUGGACGCUUUAAGACAGCAGACCAGAUACCAGACCUUGUAUCGUUUGAGAUGAUUGAUGCAGCCAGAAACAAAAUCAGAGUGAAAGCCUGCUAUGUGAUGAUGGCGACCACAAUAGCUUCCUGCCUGUUGAUGGUGUUCCUGGGCAAACGGGCUGUAGGCAGGCAUGAGUCCCUGACAGGCCAAAACAUGGAGAAGAAAGCUAGAUGGAGGGAGGAACUACAAAGAGAGAAGGAAGCUGCUAUUGCCCUGUCUGAGAAGGCUCAGUGAUGGAAGACAACUAGUCCCUGCACAACCCCCUCCCAAUAUUGGGUGAAUAGAGUCCCAUUCUAACUGUGUAUCAUAACAUCAGAGCUCCCCACUCCCAUCUUAGAACGCCAUCAAAAGAUAGAGCAGUUAAUACUUCAUAG
Messenger RNA from Etheostoma spectabile (orangethroat darter), 778 nucleotides. It is a transcript of the gene fam162a, whose product is annotated as family with sequence similarity 162 member A. The transcript has 5 exons. The coding region runs from base 159 to 638 and encodes 159 amino acids. NCBI's taxonomy places the organism in Eukaryota, Metazoa, Chordata, Actinopteri, Perciformes, Percidae. Gene Ontology annotation, biological process: positive regulation of release of cytochrome c from mitochondria; cellular response to hypoxia; neuron apoptotic process. The record is from RefSeq and is a predicted model, not a curated record. Gene Ontology annotation, cellular component: mitochondrion.